AUGUCGAACUUGGCGGCUCGAUUUGCCGUCCCAUUUGGCCUCGGCCUCAUGGCUCUCCAGGCUUCCCUCUACGACGUUCCAGGAGGCUACCGUGCCGUCAUGUUCGACCGAUUCCAAGGUGUCAAGGACCUUGCUACCGGCGAAGGCACACACGUUCUCGUGCCAUGGCUGCAGAAAGCCAUCCUCUACGACGUCCGCAUCAAGCCACGCAACAUCUCGACCACCACCGGCUCCAAGGAUCUGCAGAUGGUCUCGUUGACGCUGCGAGUGCUCAGCCGACCCGACAUCCAGCACCUCUCCAAGAUCUACCAGAACCUCGGUAUCGACUACGACGAGCGAGUUCUGCCUUCCAUCGGAAACGAAGUGCUCAAGGCUACGGUUGCGCAAUUUGACGCUGCCGAGCUCAUCACCCAGCGAGAAGUCGUCUCGGCCCGUAUCCGCGAGGACCUGUUGAAGCGCGCCAGGGAGUUCAACAUUGUUCUCGAGGAUGUGUCCAUCACCCACAUGACGUUCGGUCAGGAUUUCACAAAGGCGGUCGAGCAGAAGCAGAUCGCACAGCAGGAUGCAGAGCGUGCCAAGUUCAUCGUCGAAAAGGCCGAGCAGGAGCGACAGGCUUCCGUCAUCCGUGCGGAGGGUGAAGCCGAGGCGGCACAGACCAUCUCGAAGGCGUUGGAGAGGGCCGGUGACGGUCUGUUGACCAUUCGAAGGAUCGAGGCGUCCAAGGAUAUCGCUUCGACGCUGAGCAACGCCAAGAACGUCACUUACCUUCCACGCGGCCAGGGCAUGCUUCUCAACAUGCAGACGUAA
Molecule: messenger RNA, 807 nt
Organism: Pseudozyma hubeiensis SY62
Lineage: Eukaryota; Fungi; Basidiomycota; Ustilaginomycetes; Ustilaginales; Ustilaginaceae
Product: prohibitin-like protein
Exons: 1
Coding region: 1-807 (268 amino acids)
Biological process (GO): mitochondrion organization
Cellular component (GO): mitochondrion; membrane
Source: RefSeq, a predicted model, not a curated record